UUUGAUACAUUGAUUUUAUUCCGCAUUUUUAAGAAUAAGAAGUGAGAAGUUUUAGUUAUACAGAAACGGUUUUUAUAAAUUAAUGGCGGAUUGUUCGUGUACGACGGAAGAAGUUGAGCCGGAUAGAUUGCUGACACCUGACUGCAUCUGCCCAAAAGAUGACCACGACAUUGUCAUACACGAGGACACCUGCCUCCUUUACAAGAAUGAGACUAUGAUCUAUCCGAGAGAGGAUGUAUGCGAUUGCGCAAUUCCUGGGGAGGAAGACGGUGUUUGCAAAUGUUGCGCGUGCCCCUUCGACCAGUGCAAGUGUAACAGAGCUGGCCGGGAAGCUUUUGAUGAAUGGCGCAGUAAGAGGGACAUUGGCGCCUUGCCGGCUGUUCUGGACUCCACUCAUCCACUGAUGAAGCGCUUCCAGGAUACACUUACACGGUUUUUGGAGAAAGAGAACGAAAUAGCUGAGAAUGAAAUUGUUAAAUUGCGUGACGAACUCAAACUUAGCAAGCAGCAAUAUGAAAAGGAUCUUGAAAUGAUUUAUCGUCAUGACCACGACACUAAUGCUCAAAGAGUCAUGAUAGAGGAGUAUGAAGCGUCUUUGGCGAAGAGGACCGAGGAGCGUCAGCAAGCGCAAUUGCGAGCGAAGGAAUCAAAUGAGAAAUAUAAGAGGGCGAAGGAGACGUUGGAUCAAAAUAUAAUAACUGAACGAGAAGCAUCUGAAGAGUUAGAAGCUUUGACUACGCUCUGUCGUCAACUGGAGGCGUGGCGCGAGGAGACGGAGUCCGACCUGACCGUCAACCAACGCAUGUCGGACAAGAUGCGAAUCGAAAAGAAAGCGUUGGCCGAUGACAAAAGGCAGCUGGACACAAUCAUCUACGGUCUCAGUAAUGAGGUGUGGAAGCUCGAGUCCAAACUGGAAAUGUUUCAAAAGCAAUUGGAAAUUAAAAAUGUUGAAAUGGAAAAAGUUAAUGACAAGGUGACGGCAUAUGGUGCUGAACUAGAAGAUUUGGAGUUGGAAAAAAAGCGCCUCGUCAGUCUCUGGAACUCCGUGCUAGUGAAUAUUCAGCAACGGGACAGGGGAUAUAAUGCCGUACGAGAUGACUACAGAUCACUACAAGAAAACUACCACACUCUACUGAACAACUUGGAGAUAACGAAAAAAAUGGUGAUGGAUGAAAUGAACAAGGGAAAAGAAAUUGCCAUGAACAAGGAAAAAUUGAUGUACGACCUCAAUAGCGCUAACAAGCUGUUUGAAUCCGAGGACGCAAAACGCAUUGCUCUUGAGUCACAAAUAAAUGAACUGUCCGAGGCGAUAGAAAUGACCGAACGAGACGAAGAACUUAUAAAGUCGGAAAACCAAACAAUGAGUAACAUUUUGAAAUCCACUGAGAAUGAGCUUGCACGCCGGACGGAGCAGAAAUUAAAAUUGGAGAAUGACAUUCUGACAAAUAUUCAAGAGUGCCUGCUUAAUGAUAAAGCUGUCGAGUCUAUGGCUAACGGUAUCAAGAAAAUGAGGGAGAUGUCUAGGAAACAGGAAAUAUCUCUGAUGUCAAUGGAGAAUCAGCACGCGAACGUGAUGCUGGACAUAGAAGUGCACCGUAACAGACAAGCAAGGAACAACGCUAUACUGGAAGAGAAUCUAGCUAAAGUGAAAGCGAGGGAGAAGGAGAUCGAAGCUCUUCAGGAGGAGUACGAUCAUAAGAUGCUGGUCGUCAUGAGGAAGCAGCGGGAGGCGGAUAUCAUUAUUAAAAAGUUCACUGCACUCAAGGAGAUGUUUGACUUAAAGUCCCCGCAAGAGCGACACAUUGAGGAAUUGGAGCAGCAGAUCAAGGCUCUGCGGGAGCGCACGGAGAACAUGCAGUCAGAGUGGUUACGGCUUCAGGGUCACGUGGUAAAGCUGACCGCUCAGCAUCACAAGAUCGUCGCUGACAUUAAUCUUAUAAAUAAACAAAUACAGAUCUGCGAGCAAAAAACCAUGCGUAUACAAACGGAAACCGAGCGUGUGGGCCAAGAGCGGGCGCGUGUGGACCGCAACCUGCGAGACUUGCGUGGCCGCCUCGAGGUACUGGAGAGAACGCGCAAGGAGGCCUCCGAGCGGAACCAGGUUGCGCAGAGAGCCAACCUCGCCGUCACACACGAGUAUACCGCUAAUCUGAAGGAUGCUGAAAGCGACUUAAUUCAGAUUGAAGAAGACAUUGAAGCAUUCGAAAAAGAAAAGAUGAAUCUUACGCAGGAAUUAGAAAAAGGCCAACGAGAAGCGCUCAUUUGGCAAAGGAAAGGCAUAUUAGCGGUGGAUCUGAAGAGGAAUAUACAAAAUGCAAAGUCUGCAGCCGGUGAAAUCGGUCAGAUGCGAGCCGAAAUUCAUAGGAUGGAAGUACGUCGCGAACAACUACGCAAAACUGGUGAGAAAUUAGCAGACGAUCUGGCUCUGUACGUGACGCGCAGGGAGACAGCUAUGGAGAAGAACAGGGCUGCGGUCGCCGUGGAGAAGGCGCACGGCUCGCAAACAACCGCACAGUCCACGUACCAUCAUAAACUGAGAUUGGCCAAGGCUGAUGUUGCCAGAGUUACUAAGGAUUUAACUGAAGCCAAACUCCACAUGGAGCAGUUACAGAAAGAGCAGGAAAGACUGGACCACGAAGUAGCAACCACGGGUGCAGCUAACUCGCAGUUAGAAGAAAAUGUGGCGACCUUACUGCGAGAGUAUCGAGAAGCAGAGAAGCAAAAGAAAUGGCUUCUUGAACGCGUGGUUCGCAGCCAGCGUGUCGGCACUGAAUUGGCAACGGCGAUCAAGCGGCAAUCUGUACGAGUAAAGAAGUCAAAAGCAACCGUCCUUGCGGAGUACAACCAGGCCCUAGCACUCAACGAACGUCUUAACUACGUCGUGCAAAAGUUGGUGAACGAAUACCCGCAUCUCAGUGACAAAUUGGAAACGAUAACGAACACUUUGAAUAUACAUUCCCCAACUGGAUCACCUAGACUCUACGAAGAUGAUUGUUUGUGUGAAGAACCAAAGAAGAGAUGUGGAUGUAUUGGAGAAUGUUCGUGUCUUCCAGAUGAUAUUCCGGAGAAACUAGAAAUCGACCAAAGUGAGCCACCUCCCGAGGACUGAUUUACAAAGCCAAAAACCCCAAAUAAAAAAAAUACAAAAGGCCAAAGCUACUGUGAAACGUAUUGAGUAAUCUAGGGAUCAACAAAAUCCUACACAACCUGUAUUACGAUACUAAUUUAAAUAUAUAUACAAACAUAGUUUGGUUACCUUUAUGUUCAUUAAUCUGAUCAUGAUUUUUUUCUCCUAUCCGGGGAAUCG
Pararge aegeria (speckled wood butterfly) is the source of this 3307-nucleotide messenger RNA. RefSeq names its product coiled-coil domain-containing protein 40 (gene l(2)41Ab). Gene Ontology annotation, cellular component: cytoplasm. Gene Ontology annotation, biological process: axoneme assembly. NCBI's taxonomy places the organism in Eukaryota, Metazoa, Arthropoda, Insecta, Lepidoptera, Nymphalidae. The record is from RefSeq and is a predicted model, not a curated record. The transcript is spliced from 18 exons. Bases 83 to 3109 code for a protein of 1008 amino acids.